UUAUUGUGUACUUACGUGUAAGUUUACGAGUUUCGUGUUAGUUUCAUUCGGGAUUUUUAUGUUUCACUUUUAAGUAUAACUUUAAAUACAGAUCGGAUUUAUAAGUGCUGAAUUAAAAUGAAGAUAUUAAUUUGUUUAUGUUUGAUUUUGUCAGUUAAUCAUGUAAUAUCACAACGAGUAGCACCCGGAGUUCCUCCACAGCAAUACAGACAACCACAACAACAACAAGUAUAUCAGCAACCACAACAGCAGUACCAACAAGUUCAUCAACAACAGUACCAACAAGUACCCCAACAACAAUAUCAACAGGUGCCUGUGCAACAGGUUCCUGUUCAGCAGCAUGUGCCUGUACAACAGCAGGUACCAGUUCAACAAGUACCAGUGCAACAAGUACCUGUACAGCAAGUUCCUGUCCAACAAGUACCGCACGGCCACGGGCAUCAUGGACAGCAACAGAUCUUGAAUACUGCCAAUCUCGCACACGAAAAAGAGCACAUAGCUGAGCAUUUUGACGUGCCAAUCGACACAAGCAAGAUGACUGAACAAGAAUUGCAAUUCCACUAUUUCAAAAUGCACGAUGCAGAUAAUAACAAUAAAUUGGACGGAUGUGAACUGAUAAAAUCUCUCAUUCACUGGCAUGAACAAGGCAAGGAUAAAGCUUCUGGCGUUGAAGAAAAAGUCUUCCGGGACGAAGAACUGACCAACUUGAUUGAUCCAAUCUUGAACGUGGACGACGCAAAUCAAGAUGGUUUCAUCGAUUAUCCCGAAUUUAUUAGAGCGCAACAAAAGGCGGCUGCUGGUCAACAGAAGCCCACAUCGUAAACAGUCCAAGCGGUACAACCAAAGAAAUCCUAUCCGACGAAAAUCUCCAGAAUAUGGUCGACGAUAUAUUAAAAUUGAUGGAUAAAAAUUCCGAUGGAUUUAUUGAUUAUACGGAAUAUAAAAUAAGCACCCAGUCAACCACGGGGAGCUAAAGUAGUAGAAUAAAAUUUGUAAAUAAUUUUUUACUUUUGGGUUGUGUAAUUGUUGUUUAAUUUGUAUAUAUUGA
This is a messenger RNA of Aethina tumida (small hive beetle), 1048 nucleotides long. RefSeq names its product multiple coagulation factor deficiency protein 2 homolog. Gene Ontology annotation, molecular function: calcium ion binding. Lineage: Eukaryota; Metazoa; Arthropoda; Insecta; Coleoptera; Nitidulidae. The record is from RefSeq and is a predicted model, not a curated record. The transcript is spliced from 5 exons. The coding region runs from base 118 to 822 and encodes 234 amino acids.